Synchiropus splendidus (mandarinfish) is the source of this 1577-nucleotide messenger RNA. It is a transcript of the gene dscc1, whose product is annotated as DNA replication and sister chromatid cohesion 1. Gene Ontology annotation, biological process: mitotic sister chromatid cohesion; maintenance of mitotic sister chromatid cohesion. The coding region runs from base 186 to 1358 and encodes 390 amino acids. The transcript is spliced from 9 exons. NCBI's taxonomy places the organism in Eukaryota, Metazoa, Chordata, Actinopteri, Syngnathiformes, Callionymidae. Gene Ontology annotation, cellular component: Ctf18 RFC-like complex; chromatin; chromosome, centromeric region. The record is from RefSeq and is a predicted model, not a curated record.
AAACUUGAAUUCGGAAUAAAGUUCGCUCACCGGUCAAGCGCUUGAUUAUACUCGGAUUUGUUUUGACGCUACACCGAUGUCACUUCCUUCCGGCGGCUGGGAGCGAGAACGCGGGGAAAUUUGAUAAGUCACCAACACAAGUCACCACUUCAGCAGAGUCGAGCUGUCAGAGUGGAUCGUCCAGCAUGAGAACGUUAGAGGAAGUCCAGGCGACACUGCAGGUCGCCAAGCUGAAGGAGGAGGAUCUUCAGAGAACCAUCCACUGCCUGUCUUUCAGCGAGAACGUCUCCUCCGGCGACUAUUGUCUGAUGGAGCUGGACGACACGCUGUGCAAACACAUAGAAUCGGGUCAAAGUCUGGUGAUCAGAGGGGACAAGGACGAGCACGCCGUGCUCUGCAGCGGUGACAAAACCUACGACCUGAAAAUAGCAGACACAUCCAACCUGCUCCUCUUCCUACCUGGAUGCCAGACUCCGGAGCAGUUCACGGGCAGUCAGGACCACACUCAGCUGCUGCACGCCCAGGUCUGGGGCUUCUGCAAUGGCUACUGGGAGGUGAGGAAGCACCGGCCAAAGCUGAAGAAGCUGAUGAGAGUGUUGAUGGAGAAUCCGUAUGAAGGACCUGCGAUCGGAGGGCAGGAAGAGCAGGCGGGGAAGAAGUACACCACCCAGGAUCUGCUGGAGACCAUCCAGGCCAGUGAGGCGGAGCUACUGCAGCGCCUGGAGACCAUUCACGCCUGUCAGGUCGACGGCUUCUGGCGUGUGCUGGAUUUUUACUACGAGAUGAAGCUGCUGGGUCACGUGACCCAACUGGUGGACUCGGAGUCCUGGUCUUUCGACAGGGUUCCUCUGCAGACCAGUCUGGAGGAGCUGUCGCCACUGGAACCAAAGGAGAUGAUCCAGCACUGCCUCAACUGCUACGGCAGACGCUUCACCGACAAUGGAGAAGUGUUUUACGCUCUGGACGAGGACAAAGUUUGUCGCGCCACUGCGCUGAUGCUGCUGAAGAAUGCAGUCAAGUUCAACCUGAGAGAGUUCCAGGAGGUCUGGCAGCAGAGUGUCCCCGAGGGGAUGAGCACCAGGCUGGAGCAGCUGAAGAGCACUGCCCUGGUGGACCGCUCCUGCAACCCCCAGACCAUCUGUCUCCUGAGAGUGGAGGACCUUCCUGAGGACACGCUGGAGCGCUUCAACUACCUCUUCACUCUGCGGGAGAAAUGGACCGAGGACGACAUCACGCCGUACAUACAGGACCUGUGUGGAGAGAAACAGACCACUGGAGCUCUGUUAACCAAAUACGCUCGUUCCUCCAUGCAGAACGGAAUCAAGGUGUUCAACUCCAGAAGGCCUGUGGCCACGUGAGGACGUCUGCAGCGACGCAUCACUUUGUCUGUGUGGUUCAUGGGUUUGUUUUUUACAUGCUGCAAUACAGUUUUACGUCCUCGUCCUCGUUUAUCACCAAUGUUAUUUAAUACAUUUUUCUACUGCUGCAAAAUUCCAUUUCAACGUUUCACACUGAGGAGAUGCAGCGCAGAAUAAUCUCCACAAGAGGGAGCUGUAUAAACAACAAUAAAUAAAAUA